Grus americana (Whooping crane) is the source of this 7107-nucleotide messenger RNA. RefSeq names its product solute carrier family 45 member 3 (gene SLC45A3). The record is from RefSeq and is a predicted model, not a curated record. Gene Ontology annotation, molecular function: sucrose:proton symporter activity. Lineage: Eukaryota; Metazoa; Chordata; Aves; Gruiformes; Gruidae. Gene Ontology annotation, cellular component: membrane. The coding region runs from base 827 to 2554 and encodes 575 amino acids. The transcript is spliced from 5 exons. Gene Ontology annotation, biological process: transmembrane transport.
UCUAAGCACUGUUUAGAUGCAAUGACUUGUAAGAUCCGAUGCUGGAAAGCUUUGAGGAGCUCGGGAGGAGGAGAUGCUUCUUCCAGUCUUUGCUUGUGCGUGCCGGUCAGCGCCCUGCGCGCAGUCUGCUUUCUUCAGGUGUCUCAAGCUUUGUUUCUUCUAAAAGUGAAAGGUGUGGUUCAAAGUCCGUUAGCGAGGGCACGGAAAGCAACGUCUGCGCCGGGUGAGAAAGGAAGUGGGAAGUGAACGGGUGAUGGUGUUGCUUUGUGUAAGAGUCCGUAUGCCCCACGUCACCAGUAGCUUCAGUCCUGUUUCCACCGGAAUGUCUGUGCGCUUGCUGGUGCUUUUCUCAAAUUCAGAUGCGUCGCUGCGUCCCUGUACCACACCGAGCACGGGAAGACGUUUGUCAAAACUUUUUCUGUAGCGUGUGAACAGAGAACAAACUCUGAGUAGGGGAAGUGUGUGAAUCCAAUCUGCUGACCUACUGCCUUCAGAGAAAUGGACUCUGGGAAGCUGCUUUCCCUGGCUUCAUCCCUGCUCCUUCUCCUUGCUCCCUGUUAGUGCUGCCAGACCACAGCAUGUGAGCAGAAGGGGAAGCCUGGAGUGGGAUCCCUGCCUGCCCAUGCCCGGACCCGACAUUGCCGGGGCCACGUCUUGCGAUAAGAGGAAGAGGAAAAGACGGUUCGUGCACCGUUGCUAAAAAUGGGAGGCAGCAUCUACCCAGCAGACCAGGAAGGGAAGCUCCAGACCUUGUCUGCGGGGCAUCCCUGGGAGUGCCGCAGCCGGAGCGACACAGCCGUCUGUCAGUAAGGGGUGUCGGGGCAGCAUGGCUCAGGGCGCCUGGGCCAGCAUGCUCUUCCACAACCGCAAGACCCAGCUCCUGCUGGUCAACUCCCUGACGUUCGGCCUGGAGGUCUGCCUGGCUGCAGGGAUAACCUACGUGCCCCCGCUGCUGCUGGAAGUGGGUGUGGAGGAGAAGUUCAUGACCAUGGUUUUGGGGAUAGGACCUGUCCUUGGCUUGGUUUUUGUCCCGCUGAUUGGAUCCGCCAGUGACCACUGGCACAGCAGCUACGGCCGAAGGCGGCCUUUCAUCUGGAUGCUUUGCCUGGGAGUCCUGCUGAGCCUCUUCGUUAUCCCGCACGCCAGCAGCCUGGCCAGCCUGUUUGCCCUCAACACUCGCCCGCUGGAGAUCGCCUUCCUCAUCCUGGGCAUCGGGUUGCUGGAUUUCUGCGGCCAGGUCUGCUUCACCCCACUGGAGGCUCUGCUCUCAGACCUCUUCCAGGAGCCAGACAACUGCCGCCAGGCCUUCUCUUUGUAUGCCUUUAUGAUCAGCUUGGGGGGCUGCAUUGGCUACCUGCUUCCAGCCAUUGACUGGGGCGGCAGCUUUCUGGCCCCGUACUUGGGAGGGCAGGAGACGUGCCUCUUCAGCCUCCUUGCCAUCAUCUUCCUCGGCUGUGUGCUGGCCACGCUCUUUGUGACAGAGGAGGCAGCCGCCCAGGCGGAUGUUCUGGAUGGCCCAGCGCUGAAGGAUGCUCCCCCCAAGCCCUCAGCUCCUGCCUGCUGCUCUUGCCAGCUCUCCAGGAGCUCGUGUCUCCUGCAGGCCAGGCACAUGGUGCAGGCCCUCAGAAACCUCUGCACGCUGGUGCCACGGCUUCACAGCCUCUACUGCCGCAUCCCCAAGGUCAUCCGGCGCCUGUUCGUGGCCGAGCUCUGCAGCUGGAUGGCACUCAUGACUUUCAUGCUGUUCUACACAGACUUUGUUGGGGAAGGGCUGUACCACGGCGUCCCCAGAGCCAAGCCAGGCACGGAUGCCAGACGCCACUACGACGAAGGUGUCCGGAUGGGUAGUUUGGGCCUCUUCCUCCAAUGCGUCACAUCCAUCUUCUUUUCGACAAUCAUGGACCGGAUGGUGAAGCAGUUUGGGACGCGGGCGGUCUAUCUGGCCAGUGUGGUGUUCUUCCCCGUGGCUGCCUUCGUCAUGUGCCUUUCCCACAGUGUCAUCGUUGUUACCAUCUCGGCUGCUCUGACGGGCUUCACCUUCUCUGCACUCCAGAUCCUGCCAUACACGCUGGCAUCACUGUAUCAUCACGAAAAACAGGUAUUUUUGCAUAAAUAUAAGAGCAAAGAGGAGGAAGACGCAGCUCGAUUGGACAAGAAAUCAGCCUUCUCUAAAGGCCUCCUUUCCAGCCAGAAGCUGCCUUACCAGAACGGACAUGCUGGGAGCCUCUUCUCUUCUUCCUCUUCUUCCUCCUCUCCUCCAGCUGCCAGCUCGGCUCUGUGCGUCAGCUCCUCCUGCGACGUCUCGCUCAUGAUGAUGGUGGGAGAAUCGGACUCGGUGGCUCCUGGCCGAGGGAUCUGCCUGGACCUGGCUAUUUUGGACAGUGCUUUCCUCCUCUCUCAGGUUGUCCCCUCCCUCGUCAUGGGGUCCAUCGUCCAGUUUACGCAGUCAGUGACUGCCUACAUGGUGUCGGCUGCCGGCUUUGGCCUGGUAGCCAUUUACUUUGCAACCAAAGUUGUCUUUGAUAAGAGUGACAUGGCGAAGUACUCGGUGUGAUGUGGAAGGCGCAGAGGCAGCACGCGGGUGCCUGCGCGUGGCAAAACGUGACGUGUGUGUGUUCACGCGGCCACUGGUGGGAAGCCUCGUGUGGUACCUGCUCUCCCCGUGCUGUUGCCGUAGCCCCGGGGGGUAGUUCUGGGGCUGGGGGCAGGAGACAUGCAGCACGGCUAAUCUCAGGUGUAAAUAGGAGGCAUCAGGGCAUCGUGCUUUGGGCCACCAGUGCUUUCCAAAGGUGCCUUUAUCAAAAGAAAGCACUGCACAGCCAGCACCAAAGGGGGUUGUACAGGGGAGAGAAAGGAAAUGGACUUUUCCUUCAAUAACGGGUCAUGUUUCUGUGUAAUUCUGCCUAAACUGGGCAGGAGAGGCAGUGGUAUGGGGAGGGGAGGAAGAAAUCAUUGCUUCUCCUGUUUUCCAGUUAUAGCUGUAUCCUCUUCCCCUGCUUGUUGUAGUUUUACUCAACUUCUUGAGCAAUACUUCUGCAAAUAGGACACUGGGAGGAGAUUUCCUUGGAAAAAAGAGAUGGGUGGCUAAGGUUUGGCCAUGGAGCAAAGGGAUGCAUAUGUGUACAUGCAUGCUUCUGUCCUUCCCCACCUCUGCUCUGACUGGAAGAAACCAUUUAGGAGAAAAGUUACUAUGUCUUGUUUUGGAAAAACAAGUAAUGUGUCAUUAGGACCAAUUCCAAAAGGUGACUUAUCUUUUACCUAUGUACCAAGUUUCAUCAGAUGGAAAGGACUUCUUAACUUUUUUUUUUAAUGAUUGUUUUUAGCUUUCCUCGCACAGUUCUCCGUAACUCUGACCUCUCGCUCCUCAGCGCUCCGAACUGCUGCCUGCUUUCUCCCCUAACCACUCUAGACUGUUGUGUCUUUUCCACACCUGGCCCCUAAAAGAUGCUGCAAUGUCACAAGGAAAAAUGGUUCUCAGAGGGUUUUUCAGUCCUGGGACAGUGAAGCAGAACAGGAGGAGCUCUCCUGGAAGGCUACCUGAGAGCAAGCGUACCAUCCCUGAGGAAGCUGGAGGAAUUGCUUGUCCGCUGAUGGCCAGUUGAACUCAGCAGCAGUCACUGCUGCAGUAGGUACCUGGAGUUGGUUGCUGGCCGUGUCUCUUUUCCCUUGAAGGUGUGCCCCAAAGCAACCUUCUAGACCAGGCUAUUCUUUCCAGACAGAAAGGCUUUCGGCUGUGCUUGCAGGCUGGCAUGAGCACACCUUGCAGAGCACGCUGCAGCACCCAGCGCGGUGGCUGAGUUAACGCGUUGCCAGCGCACCCAGGGAGGCUGCUGGAAACAGCAUCAUGAACCGGAGGGAGGUACGAUGAAAUGUGCCUACAGCCACUCUGCCGACAGAGCAGGGUCAGCCUGUGGACUGAGUGGACCAGCUGGAAUAAUUCUGUUGGUGGCAGAUUUCUACCACUCGAAGACAACCUGUGCAUCAAGUAGGAGGCAAGGUCCUGACCCACAGUCAGCACUUAGACUUUGAAGUGAUCCAAACUCUGCCUGCAAUGUGUAGAGGAAAGCAUGAACUGGGCGUUGGGAGGCCAGGCUGUGAGUAUGCAGCAGUAGUUCAACAGUCCUUAACUUUGGCUGGUCUAAACAGAGUGUUGGUGACUAAUUUUCUGCGGAGCUGUGUGGGCAGUGAGAUGCACUGGUGAGGUUCUGCUGAAGGGCAAAAUAUUGCUAUUUUUGUAAGGUCUUGUCAGCCUAUUCCUUGGCAUGGAAGCACAGUUACUCCCCUGCUGUCUGCAGAUGGGUCCUGAGAGGGCUUCUCCUAAGUUUUUUAAACGUUUCUUUCCCGUAAGGGGUGACUGUUUUUGUUUUAUUUCUUCUCAAAUUAUAUGCCUCCCAGCCUCCCUUUCCCACAACAAGGUUUGUGUGCUGAAAUGCAGCUGGUUUGGGGAUGCAUUUGGCAGCUGCUUAACCACCUACAGAAACAGUUUUUUGUCUGCUUCCUACCCUGGUCUCUGUCCACUUCAGGCUUCAGAAGGAAGUUUUUGAGGCAAAAUGUUACUGCCAAAGGUGGGGUGUUUCUUGGAUGAAUGCUCCUAGUGAAUAGUAACCUCUGACCCAAGAUUUUUCAAACAGUUCCCUACCUGAGUGCUGAAGAAUCCUUUAUUUUUAUUUUUUUCUCACUUAAAGUGUGGAGGACCUUCACACGUGGAGGCUGCUACGAUGCUAAGUGCUUUUGAUAAUUGAGCCAUUUGUUUAAGUGCCUAAAGAGUACCUUCACACCAAACUUGAGGUGUAUGGGUUUGAAGAUAAAGGCCUUGAAUGCUUAUUACAGACAUCCAAGGGAUCCUUGAAAAAAGCAGUGGGCUGGCGGGGAAGACAGCCUUGUUUUGUAAUGUCCUUUGUUUUGGAACAUGAAAGAACAAGAUGCUGCUAUUCUUGAUCCAUAACUUGUAUCUGUCCCUCAAGAGGAGAAGGCUUUUGGUUUGGAACGUGAAAGAACAAGAGGCUGCCAUUCUUGAUCCAUAACUAGUAUCUGUCCCUCAAGAGGAGAAGCCUUAAGCCUGGCAAUUCCCCGGCCGCCCUGCCCUCUGUCCCUGAGCUGCCUUUGGUGCAGCGAUAGCCUGGCUGUAGCCGGGGGACGUGAGUAGGUUUGGGCUCACGGCACGGCAGCAGGCUGCGUGUCUUGGCUGAACUGGAGGGUUUGGGAUGAGUUGGUGUGGGUUGGGUCUCAGACCUGUCCUUCGUUGACAGAUCAAGCAUGCCUUCAGCCACCCUGUUCUCUCAUCCCCUUCAUUGCGCUGGGUCAUGGACUCGGUACCCAGAUCUCCUCGGCAAGUCUGGUGUCUGCAUCCAGAGUGCUGGCUCUGAUCUCUGUGGUCCUAGGAGAGGGCAGGCUGGGUUUGUCCAGCUUUCUCAUAAUUCAGAUAUACUUCUGGGGAGGUGCCUGCAUUUACUUCAUUUAUGUUCAGAAAAGAGACCGCUGAGCGACUGAACUUGUGACUCUGCAGCCAGCUGCUCUUGCUCUUUGCUGCUGCAUCCCAGGCAGGCUCCCAUCAUCUUGCUGUGCCCUGACCUGGGACUGGAUUGAUAACAGCUCAUUCUCCGUUCCAGCUGGAGAGACACGAUCCAGCCUGAACUCGGGGCUCCUUAUCCACUUGUCCUCUGGCUGUGCUGCUCUUGUUUUAGCCAGCUCAGCAAGUAUGAGAACAGCUACUUACUUGAUUAUCCACCAAGAGACUCUUUGAUUUCUCCCCUCCCCCUGGCACCUUUCUUUCCAUUUCUCCAUCUGGAGUGAAACCCAGCAAAUUCAGUAAUUGCUCCUUUCCUUCUUACCCUCCUGUUACACCAGGAGAAGUCUGCUGGGCCCUCUGCCAGCUCCUGACAUAGUGGGCAGAUGGGUACAGGAAAGAGUCUUUGCCAAGACCCAACUCUGUCUUCACUAACCCUGUCCCCUGUGGGAGUUCAAGCCCAAACAGAUUUGGGACGUUUGCCCUGUAGCGUGACUGUUUGUGGAAGGAGAGGAGUGGUGUGGGAAACUGCCGCGUGCAGGCAGGUCCUGGGUGGGUGGUGGGCUGUCGGGGGGCAAAGGGAGCAGUUUUCUGCAUAAGAGUUCAGCGGGGAAGGAAGACAAGGCAGCAGUCUCGGAGGAGAAUGAGGAGAGAGCAGGGUGAGGAAGAGGGGCUUCAGGGGAAACGUGAGGUUUGUAGCAAUGUGAGGGACUGGUAUGGGGCACUGGCUGGAACUGGACCUGCCCUGGCAGCGGGUGGGAGCGUGCCUCUCGAUGUGGCCUUACCCUGUCCAUAAAGCACUUCAUAACCCUUCACGCUUACAACCUCGUGCAGCGUGAUCCCAGCCAUGUCGCAAGAGCUGGCUGUGAAGUCUGAGCUCGGGGCUUGAGCUGGGGCUGUCGGCAGCUGCUUUCCCCAAACCCGUAAGGGGUGUCGCAUUUGCUGUCACUGCGAUGGCCCUGUCCAUGUGCUCUGCUAUUACCAAAAGCCUUUCUUCCUAGUUCAGACUGUCGCUGGGGCUGACAGGAGAGGCAUUUUCCAGAGCAUCUAUUGAGAAACUCCUUUCUUUGUAAGAUUGUCCUUUCUGGCUAACCUGGUGUGCUUCUGCUAAGAGCAGCUUCUCUGUGUCAGGAUGACAUAUAGACCAGCAAGGGACACAGGUGUGUUCAGGUAAAGGUAAGCGCAUCCCUUACAUGCUGUUACUGAUAUGUGUGCGGACGUAGAAAUCUCUCUAGGACACGACUAUACUGUAACACUUCCAGGUACAAGCUCUUCGGAGGCAGUUACCCUGAGCUUUUCUGUUCAGGUAGCUGGUGCACUUCUGCUUUCUCCUCACGCGUGACUCGUGCUGUGCCUCUCCUUUCCUUCCCUGAGGAGGGGGGGGUCCAGAGUUGAGGUGGGGAGAAGGGAGAAAGUCUUCUUAAUGCGAGACGAUUGUGAACCUCUAGGUUAGGGAAGGAUGGAUGGAUGCUCUUUUGAGAUCAUAUACUGUCUGCAAGAUGUUCGUGUUUUAUUUAUUGGGUAGAGUAAAUAUUUUGUAUACAAUGUAAGAGGAAGGCUAUUACAAAUUUUUAUGGAAAGGAGGAAAUAAAAGGUGUUUA